AUGUAUCAAGAGUCGUCUUUUCAGCAUUUAAAUAAUCAUGACACCGCAAAUAAUACUAAUGAUGUAAACACAGAUAACAUUACCGAUUUGUCUGUCUCUCAAAAUUCAAUUUUUCCCUCUGAUUCGACAAUUGAAAAUACUGAUGAUUUUCAUUUCCGUGAUGAUGACGAUGAUAGUAGUAAUGAUGCGGAACUAGAACCAUUUGGAUACGAAUUGAAGUUUGAAAUUCAAUCACAAACCUUACAAAUCCGUGCGACUGAUCAAGAAAAAAUUUCAGAGGACGAUGUGGCGAUUAUCAAUUCAAUUAUGAAAAAUAUCAAAAUUCCUGAUUCUGCUGUACCUGAAUGGGCUAAAGUUAUUCCUGAGGAAGCUUGGUUGCCUGUGAUUCUUAAUAAUAAUGAAACAAGUGAAGAGACCAAUAGUAAUGAUAUUUCAUAA
This is a messenger RNA of Dentiscutata erythropus, 438 nucleotides long. The record is from the annotation of a GenBank genome assembly. Lineage: Eukaryota; Fungi; Glomeromycota; Glomeromycetes; Diversisporales; Gigasporaceae.